GAUUACGGGCAUCGACAAGCACAUUUUAUUUGCUUUUGGAUUUUUUAAACAGGAUCUCACUGUGUAGUUCAGGCUGGUUUUGAACUCACUGUGAAGCCUAGUUGAUUCUCCUGCCUCAGCCUCCCGAGCCCUGGGAUUGCAGGUGAGUGCCAUCACUCUCUCCUUCUUAUGAAGCCACCAGCACCCAAUCAGGGCUCCCCAUGACCUUACCUAAUCCUCAUCAUCUCCUGGAGUCCCCACGUGUGAACACCACAGUCAGGUUCAGCUACUUCCUCACAGAGGGGGUCAAAUGUCAACACAUGAGUCUUUGGGGGCCACGACACUGCAUCCAACCAUUGACUUCGCCUUUCUCCAUGCCAGAAGAAGAAAUGAAUGCAGCAGAGGUUUCCAGCUCCUGGGCCAGGCGGAGGGGUACAGCCAGGGGCCUGGGGAGAGAGGUGGGGAUGGAGGAGCCAGCAGUGGGGCUGAGCCAGGCCUGGGUCCUUCCCCUGCAGUGACACUUAUUAGCCGUGUGACGUCAGGCAGGUCUACCAGGUCUCUGUUCUUCAGCUCCUCUCCCGUGAAUGCAGGGAAUGACAACGUGGCUCCCAGGUCACCUGAGAAGGCAGGUGCAGGUGUCCUCCCUCAUUUCCAGGUGACCCCCUGGGCCCAGAGAGGGGAAGUAACUCACCUGUGGUCACACAGGUGGUGUUAGUGAUCCCAGGAGAUCUGGGGCCUACAGCUGCUCUUUACCACCUUCCCCGCCACUUGUGCACAUUAAGGGCCCAAGUCCGUGUUGGCUACAGUCAGGACCCUGAAGGCUAGUGCUAGGCAGAGGCAGCAGAAGGAAAGUGAGUUCUGGGCAGGUGGCCCCACACGUGCCAUGGCCCAGUGGCCUUGGAGGAGAGUCAGGGGGGAACUGGGGAGGAGAGGCAGGGAUAGCCAGGCAACAGAAGGGGAGGCAUGUGAAUGAGGAUUUGGGGUUAGACUUGCGGGUGGGGAAGGACGGGUGUGGGGUGAAGGUGCAGGGCAGGCGGGGGCGGGCCACUGCCCUCAAGUGUUGCUGGGUGGCAGCUCCAAGUCUGCACGGGCUCAGCCCCCCCCCGCCCCGAGAUUUCCUGAAUUCCAGCUGCGGCUUGGUUACUUCUGCAGGCAAAGGAGCCCUUGUGGUUGGAGGGGCCUCUCGAGGGCUGCGCAGGGCGGGCACUCCCUCCCUCCCCAGGCACACACACCUCCAUUCAGCCCGGCCCCACCCCUGGCCAGCAAGGUUGAUAAGACGGGGACCACUGGCUCCCGCACCCCGCCAGCCACUGCCUGCGCUGCCUGCACCAUGAAGGCCCUCUCGGCUGGCCUCGGGUUCUGUGCUCUGCUGCUGCUCCAGGCCCCAUGCAGCCUCAGCCUUGUGCCCCAGUCCGGAGGGCACCUCUGUCGGACACGGCCCACGGACCUGGUGUUUGUUGUUGACAGCUCGCGCAGCGUGCAGCCCAUGGAGUUUGAGAAGGUGAAGAUGUUCCUGUCUCAGGUCAUCGAGUCGCUGGACGUGGGGCCCAACGCCACCCGGGUGGGGUUGGUCAACUAUGCCAGCUCCGUGAAGCAGGAGUUCCCACUGCGUGCCCACGGCUCCAAGGCUGCAUUGCUGCAGGCCGUGGGCCGCAUCCAGCCGCUGUCCACAGGCACCAUGACUGGCCUGGCCCUACAGUUCGCCAUCACCAGGGCCUUCAGUGACACCGAGGGCGGUCGCACCAGGUCCCCUGACAUCAGCAAGGUGGUCAUCGUGGUGACCGACGGGAGGCCCCAGGACAGUGUGAGGGAAGUAUCUGUGCGGGCUCGGGCCAGCGGCAUCGAGCUGUUCGCCAUUGGAGUGGGCCGCGUGGACAAGGCCACGCUGCGGCAGAUGGCCAGCGAGCCGCAGGACGAGCACGUGGACUACGUGGAGAGCUACAGCGUCAUCGAGAAGCUGUCCAAGAAGUUCCAGGAGGCCUUCUGCGUGGUGUCAGACUUGUGUGCCACGGGGGACCACGACUGUGAGCAGGUGUGCCUCAGCUCGCCAGGCUCCUACACCUGUGCCUGCCACGAGGGCUUCACCCUGAAUAGCGACGGCAAGACCUGCAAUGUCUGCAGGGGCAGCAGUGGCAGCUCAGCCACUGACCUGGUUUUCCUCAUCGAUGGAUCCAAGAGCGUGCGGCCAGAGAACUUCGAGCUGGUGAAGAAAUUCAUCAGCCAGAUCGUGGACACGCUGGACGUGUCAGACAGGCUGGCCCAGGUGGGGCUGGUGCAGUACUCGAGCUCUGUGCGCCAGGAGUUCCCGCUGGGCCGCUUCCACACAAAGAAGGACAUCAAGGCAGCUGUGCGGAACAUGUCCUACAUGGAGAAGGGAACCAUGACUGGGGCUGCCCUCAAGUAUCUCAUCGACAACUCCUUCACGGUGACCAGCGGUGCCAGGCCCGGUGCCCAGAAGGUGGGCAUUGUCUUCACGGACGGCCGGAGCCAGGACUACAUCAAUGAUGCUGCCAGGAAGGCCAAGGAUCUCGGCUUUAAGAUGUUUGCUGUGGGUGUGGGCAACGCCGUAGAGGACGAGCUGAGGGAAAUCGCCUCAGAGCCCGUGGCAGAGCACUACUUCUACACGGCUGACUUCAAGACCAUCAACCAGAUUGGCAUGAAGUUGCAGAAGAAAAUCUGUGUGGAGGAAGACCCAUGUGCCUGCGAGUCCAUUGUGAAAUUCCAGGCCAAAGUGGAGGGGCUGCUGGAGGCCCUGACCAGGAAACAUAUCCUUUUCCAGAGGCCAGGGUUCAGCCAGGACUAG
Messenger RNA from Heterocephalus glaber (naked mole-rat), 2782 nucleotides. NCBI's taxonomy places the organism in Eukaryota, Metazoa, Chordata, Mammalia, Rodentia, Bathyergidae. The record is from RefSeq and is a predicted model, not a curated record.